CACCCAGUGACGCUCCGAUCACACUCAGCACCCAGGGAGGACGAGCAGCGGCCUGACGUCUACAGUUUUCCAAAAUGGAAUUCAGACAUUUAGUGGAUUUGGAGGAGCCUUGCCCAGUCUGUGGAGACAAAGUCUCUGGAUACCACUACGGCCUGCUGACCUGCGAGAGCUGCAAGGGGUUUUUCAAAAGAACAGUUCAAAACAACAAGAAGUACGUCUGUGCAGAAAACCAGGAGUGCAGAAUUGAUAAAACACACAGGAAACGGUGUCCGUUCUGCAGAUUUCAAAAGUGUCUUCACGUUGGCAUGCAACUGGAAGCUGUUCGUGCAGAUCGUAUGCGAGGUGGCAGAAACAAGUUUGGCCCCAUAUACAAGCAAGAUCGCGCCCUCAAGCAGCAGAGAAAGGCUUUGAUAGAAGCUUGUGGAUUCAGAAGAGAGAGCAGAUCACCUCUGACCUUCUCCCACCCCCAAAGAGUCCCCACCUUCCAACCAGAAUCUGUCCUUCACAGCACCCUGCUGCCCAUUGCACAGACUGACUGCAUCCGCUACCAACCUCCAGCACCAUGUUCACAUCUGCCCUUCCGCUCACCGAGUGCCACUCAGUACCAGUGCUUCUCCUCGAACGCAACAUUCAAGUCAGAGCACACCUGUGCCAGUCCACCAGGCUCUGCUGUAGGAACUUACACCAACUCAGACAAGCUUUACUCAAGCUCCCCACAUGAUCCGAGGAUGCCUCAGCUUGUGAUGGAGUUCUUGCUCUGUGAUCCAGAUGAGCUACAACUCCAGAGUAAGAUCAGCGCAUGUCUUCGGCAGGAGAUGAGUAGCUGGCGGAAACACAGGAUCCCCAGCACUUUCACUCUGAUGUGCCUCAUGGCUGACCAGAUGCUGUUCUCUGUUGUGGAGUGGGCUCGCACAUCUAUCUUCUUCAAACAAAUUAAGGUGAAUGAUCAGAUGAAGUUACUGCACAGCUGCUGGGGUCAACUGUUGAUCCUGGACAUCAUUUCCAGACAGGUCCUGUACGGCAAAGAGGGCAGUCUGCUCCUGGUCACUGGGCAGGAGGUGCAGUUGUCAGAUAUUGCCUCUCCUACUCUAGCCAGCCUGGUCCAGAGAGUACAAGAGCUGAUUGAGAAGCUCCAUAUCCUCAAGGUGGACCGCCAAGAGUUUGCCUGCAUCAAAUUCCUCAUCCUCUUUAACCCGGAUGUGAAAGAACUUGAAGAACACCAGCUCAUAGAGAGUGUGCAGGAGCAGGCUGAAAGAGCCCUGCUGGAAUAUACACUGUGCACCUCUUGUCAGUACCUUCAACGCUUUACCAAUCUGCUCCUGUGUCUCUCUGAGUUACGAUCGCUCAGCACCCUUGCUGAAGACUACCUGUACUGCAGACACCUGAGUGGUGAGGUGCCCUGCAACAACCUGCUCACUGAGAUGCUCAAUUCACAUGUGACCAUAUAAAAGCCUUCAUUUUCCUGUCCAAUACAAUGAGUUAUCACUAGAAAUAACACUUACAAUAUGACUUUUUGGAACGCUUUGAAAAAUCAUAGUUUUACUGUUAAGCACUGGUGGGCAGAGCUGUGUGUAUUUUUCUGUAUGUAUGUACUGUAUAGAAUAAAUGUGAGGUAGAU
Scophthalmus maximus (turbot) is the source of this 1618-nucleotide messenger RNA. Its product is annotated as nuclear receptor subfamily 5 group A member 2-like. Gene Ontology annotation, biological process: hormone-mediated signaling pathway; tissue development; regulation of transcription by RNA polymerase II. Bases 75 to 1448 code for a protein of 457 amino acids. NCBI's taxonomy places the organism in Eukaryota, Metazoa, Chordata, Actinopteri, Pleuronectiformes, Scophthalmidae. Gene Ontology annotation, molecular function: zinc ion binding; RNA polymerase II cis-regulatory region sequence-specific DNA binding; nuclear receptor activity. The transcript is spliced from 7 exons. The record is from RefSeq and is a predicted model, not a curated record. Gene Ontology annotation, cellular component: RNA polymerase II transcription regulator complex.